Molecule: messenger RNA, 3141 nt
Organism: Abrus precatorius (Indian licorice)
Lineage: Eukaryota; Viridiplantae; Streptophyta; Magnoliopsida; Fabales; Fabaceae
Product: protein SDA1 homolog
Exons: 15
Coding region: 47-2482 (811 amino acids)
Biological process (GO): ribosomal large subunit export from nucleus; ribosomal large subunit biogenesis
Cellular component (GO): nucleolus
Source: RefSeq, a predicted model, not a curated record
UCUGCUUCUUCCCGGGGAAAACAAACCAAACCAAUACGGCGUAACUAUGGUUUCCGAUGGCGUGGCGGCGGAGGAGCCGUUUCUGGCAUCGGGUCGGAGCUCCGAGAAGCUGAGUCUUCCAUCACUCCAAUCGAAGAUGAAGUGCGAUCCGGAAGGCUACGAAUCGGAGCUACUCCUUCUACGUAGCCAAUUCAACUCUUCGCUCGAACUCUGUCAGAAACAAGCGGAUUUGAACUUCACCUCCAUCACCGGCAUAGCCACCGAUCCCACCGUCGCCAAAGACCUCGGCGACAGAGCCACGUUCCUCGCCCACGUCACUCCUUUCUACCCCAAACACCUCGCCGAUUUCCCUCACAAACUCUCCGAUUUGCUUCGCCGCGCUGCGCUCACGCUUCCUUCAGGCCUUCGUUGUCACCUCGCUCAGGCUCUUAUCCUUCUCGUUAACCGAAAGAUUGUUGACAUUGGAGACACGCUGUCGUUGUUCAUGGAGCUUCAAACCCUAGGUGACAGAACGCUGAAGAAGUUGGCGUUUGAUCACGUUAUUCACAGCAUACGCCGCAUGAACGAAAAGCAUAAGAACGAAGUCAAGAACCGAGCGCUUCAGAAUGUGUUGUUUGCCAUGCUUCAGCAAGAGAAAGAAGAGGAGGCCAAGAGGGCGCUCGUGACUCUGUGUGAGCUUCACAGGAGAAAAGUGUGGUUUGACGAGAGAACAGCAAAUGCAAUUUGCACUGCUUCCUUCCAUCCAGCAUCGAGGAUUAUGAUAGCAGCUUUAUCAUUUCUGCUAGAUUAUGAGAAGAUUGAAAAUGAUGAUGAUAGUGAUGAUUCAGAAAGUGAUGAUGAAUUGGUUGGAUCACCUCAAGUUGUCCUUAGCAAGGAGACAGUUUAUAAGGCAAGCCACCAAGGUACAGCAGCUAGCAAAAAGAAAAAGAAAGCUAAGCUACAGCGUGCCAUACGCAGCAUGAAAAGAAAGCAACGCAUGUCAUCUGAAAGGACCAAUAACAGUUAUUAUUCACCUCUUAACCAUCUCAAAGAUGCUCAGGGUUUUGUCGAGAAGCUGUUCUCUCGUCUUCAGAAAUGUAAUGAACGAUUUGAGGUUAAGAUGAUGAUGUUGAAAUUGAUUGCUCGAACAGUUGGACUUCACCAGUUAAUAUUGUUAAGCUUUUAUCCUUUUCUUCAGAAAUAUAUUCAGCCACAUCAACGUGAUGUUACAAAUUUGCUUGCAGCAGUGGUUCAAGCUUGCCAUGAUAUGGUUCCUCCUGAUGCAGUUGAGCCCUUGUUCAAACAAAUAGUAAAUCAAUUUGUACAUGACCGCUCACGCCCUGAGGCUAUUACUGUUGGGCUAAAUGCAAUCCGGGAGAUAUGCAUGCGCAUGCCAUUGUUAAUGAAUGAAGACUUACUGCAAGACCUUGCCCUAUAUAAGAAGUCACGUGAGAAGGCAGUUUCUGUAGCUGCUCGAUCUCUUAUUACAUUAUUCAGAGAGGUUUGCCCUUCACUGCUAGUUAAGAAGGACCGUGGGCGGCCUACUGACCCUAAGGCAAGACCAAAGGCCUAUGGAGAGGUCAAUGUUGCGACUGAUGUUCCUGGUGCUGAGUUGUUGCAGAUUAUUGACAAUGAUGAUGAGCAGGAGAGUGGUGAUUCUGAUGGUUUUGUAUGCAGUGACUCUGACAAUGACCAGGAAAUUGAUCAUAUGAGUAUAAAUGAUGAUGAUGAUGAUAACCAGCUAUGCAGUGACGAUACUGGAAGCCAUGAUGAUGAUGUUGUAUCAGAAGAUGAAGAUGCAAGAAGUUCUGAUAACGAAACUGGUGUUAGUGAUGCUGUUGAAGACAGUGAAGAGGAAGAUGAUGAAGAGGAUGGUGACGUUUCAGAACAUGAAGAUGAUGGUCUGCAUUCUGGCAGUGAUUGUGGAAGUGUGGAGACAAAAAGUACACUGAAAGACCCAGCAAAAAAGAGGAAGUUUACUGAUUUUAAUGGUCAACUUAUAGCUGCUGAUACAAGUCUCCGGGCUUUGAAGAAACUGGCAGGGGCAAAAGUGGGGGAUGCCCUAUCGGAAUCUAAAGAUGGAAUUCUUUCUAAUGAGGACUUCCAAAAAAUCAAAGAACUAAAGGCAAAAAGAGAGGCAAAAAAUGCAUUGGCUCAGCAUGGGCUAGCCAAGUCAGCAUCAAUUAAGGUUCCGAGCUCUGAUCAACUAAGUUUAAAGCGUGUGGAUGGUACCAUGCUUGAAGUUCAUGUAAGGAAAAGGCUGAGUAAGGAUGAAAGGUUAGCAUUGGUUAGAGCAGGCAGGGAGGAAAGAGGAAAAUACCAUGCUCGAACUGCUGUAAAACAGAAAAAGACUGGUGGCCUAAGCAACCGACAAAAGGAACACAAGAAGAAAAUGCCCUUGGCUGCAAAGAGAGAUAAGGUAGCAAGAUCUCGAAUAGAGAAAAAGAAGAAACAUCAGCGAUCCAGCAAACAGUUCCGUGGUAGGAAAGCGUGGAAGCAAUAAUUAUGGUGUCUUAUCAUGAACAGAAUUUUGUUCUUCGAGUGAACCCUCGUGAGCCUCUUUUUCCAACCUCAUACGGUUAAAAGUUAAAACCGGUAUGUGAUGGUAAUGGUUGUUUCUUAUUCCCGUUGAAUGUUGUUACACCGUUAUAUUCAGUUAUCUUUUAUUUUUCCCAGUUCCUUGGCAUGACUUGUAUUGCAUAAUACUUUGACCAUUUUUAAUUAUAACAAAAGAACCGAAAUUGGAGUAAUUGAAUAGGCAAUCGGACUGAAAAAUGUGGUCUGAUAAGAUGUUAAUACAUGUACGAAUACAAUAGAAAUGGGGGAACUUCAAAGCAAAUAACGCUUUGGAGUGCAGAGUUAUCUUUUUCAUGUUUGUGUAUAUCAUGAACAUUGUGCAAGAUUUGUUGCAUUCAGUUUCCAUUUUGGUUCCUUUCGAUCCUUUUCAGAUUUUGUGAAAAAUGUUUUUAUUGUCUCUUUUUCUUGUGGGACAUUAAAUAAGUGAAUAUAUCGACAGUCGGGACAAUUUAGCAAUGAAAACACUAAUAGAUUCCCUCUUCAUAAUGAUGAAAAAGAGCCAUUUUCUGUGAUGCCCGGUGACCGGAAAGGAGCAAGUUUAACCAAUAAUAUCAGCGCAUGGACAGAUUCUGAUGAUUGCAAUUC